Molecule: messenger RNA, 1014 nt
Organism: Ostertagia ostertagi
Lineage: Eukaryota; Metazoa; Nematoda; Chromadorea; Rhabditida; Trichostrongylidae
Source: the annotation of a GenBank genome assembly
AUGAUUCUCACGGGCAAUAUUUGCGUAGAUCCGUACAACAUGGAAUCAGCUGGGAAUACUGUGUUUAGCAAGGAGAAUGACUCACAAAAGCUGAGAGAAAUGGUCUCAAGGCUUGCAAGAGCGGCUAAGCAAGACGGAGCUUUAGCUGUUGCUCAGGUGUCCAAUGCAGGUCGACAGACCCCAGAACCAGUGAAUGCACAUCCGUUCUCGUGCUCCGAUAUUCAACUGAAAGUGAAGCGACGUUUUAUGGGUUUCGGAAAGCCGAUUGCGCUCAGUGAGACACAAAUCAAGACUGAAGUCGUAGAUCGAUUUGUGUACGCGGCGAAAUUCGCUCACGAUCAUGGAUUUGAUGGAGUUCAAAUUCAUGCUGCUCACGGAUAUCUUUUGUCAUCCUUCUUGUCACCGACGACAAAUAAUCGUACAGAUAAGUAUGGCGGAUCUGUCGAGAAUAGGAUGCGAGUGAUUCUAGAGAUUUUUGAAGGAAUCAAGAAAGCGAUUGACAGUUCUUCAGGCUUCCUAGUGGGCAUCAAGAUAAACUCAGUAGAAUUCCAAGAUCGAGGUCUGGGUUUGGAGGAUGCUAAAGUCAUGUGUGGAAUUGUAGAGAAGAGUGGCUUCGAUUUUGUGGAGUUGUCCGGUGGAACGGCAGAACGACCAGCAUUUCAGCACAUGCGUGAUUCGACUAGGAAACGUGAAGCGUUCUUCCUGGAAUUCGCUGAAAAGAUUCGUCCAGUUUUCAAGGAGACAGUUGUUUACCUGACAGGUGGCUUCAGAACCGCACCUGCUAUGGUUAAUGCUGUCCUUGAUGGAACAACCGAUGGCAUAGGAAUAGGAAGACCAACUACAGCGGAGCCUGAUUUACCAGCUAAAAUCCUUCGCGGUGAAUGUUUAUCGGCUCCCAAUGCAAUACCGAACCAGGAUGACUACAUGCUCACUUCAACGGUUAGUAAUAUGCAAAUGGGACAAAUGGGUAAACGGCCUUUCGCUGAAUCGAAAAGGUCAGUUUUACUCAACUAA